Messenger RNA from Cavia porcellus (domestic guinea pig), 3125 nucleotides. RefSeq names its product golgin subfamily A member 2-like. NCBI's taxonomy places the organism in Eukaryota, Metazoa, Chordata, Mammalia, Rodentia, Caviidae. The record is from RefSeq and is a predicted model, not a curated record. The coding region runs from base 864 to 2873 and encodes 669 amino acids. Gene Ontology annotation, biological process: spindle assembly; Golgi organization. The transcript is spliced from 13 exons. Gene Ontology annotation, cellular component: Golgi cisterna membrane; Golgi apparatus; Golgi cis cisterna.
GAAUUCACCCUGCUCUAAGAAAACAGGGAGAAGUUAAAUGUGAUCCAGUCCUAUAGUCCACAACUCCCCUGGGUUGAAGUGAUGACCCUGAAUAUGGAGGACAUUUGAAUAUGGACCUACACUGAACAAGGCUCUCUUUCUUCUCUCCAGCAAUGACUGGACAGCACAGCCCGAGGACUCAUCUUCAGCUCUCUGGAGAGUGAGGACAUCUUGCAUCCAGGACAGCUGCAGAAGACUCUGUUGCCCUUCUUCAAAGGACAGCCCCAGAUUCUGUGGGUGAAGAGGCCAAGCCGUCCUUAGUCUGGGAACAUCUGGAUCUGCACCCAGAGAUGACACCCAUGCAGUCCUCUUCUGGCCCCGAGUGUGGACUGACUAUUUAGUUGGAUGGUAUUGACAAGACAGUGAAGGGACUUGCAAAUUGAAUAAGGACCAGAGGCAAAAGCCAGCUCUGAGUGGAUUCUUUCUUUGAUCAGUUCUUCAUCUCUGGAGCACCAUCUAUAUUGGUGGUGGAAUGACAACCAUCAAUGAUCCUAGGAAGACUGGGAACAAAGGCAUUCGUUUUUACUGUAUCAGGAUUUGGAGUUUGUGAACUACAUUUUUGGCAGCAUAUUAAUGACUCCAUAUAAGUCUACAUCAUGUACUGAUCACUGCUCUGGAUACAUUAUUUGUACUUUAAGAUAAUUCAAAAAACAGAAGAAGCGUGAUUGCUUUCCAGUAGAUAAAAGAGUAAGUUUUUAAAAUGCAUAAAACCUAAGACAGCCAGUGGUGGAGAACGUCACCCACAUGAAGCUGUGUCAUGGCUGGCCAGGCAGCUAAGGAUGGGGCUGCAAUGGCAGUAGAGGGUCAGAGUGCAGAGGAGAACAAUGUCAGGUGCUAAGAAUUCUGCAUUUAGGGCUGGGCCUGGUAUAGCUCAGAGGGAGAGUUUCAAAGAGAGCACUGCAGCUUGGGGCCAGAGAAGGGAAAGGGGGACUAGGGUGAUAGAAGGGUCUGAGUCACUAGUCCCUCCCUCCAUCUACUGUCCCCUGUGCCUUGGGCAGGUGCAUGAGGUAAAGGAGGAGCGGGACAGGAGGGCUGAUAAGCCUCCUGUCCAGCGGAGUGAACUGGAGAAACACGUGGCCCUGCAGCCCCAAGCAGGGCCAUGCCUGGAACAUCAGCAGCUCCUGUGGGAGGUGCAGAAGGUGAAGAAGGAGCUGGAGGGCGCCUUGGGGCAGCUAAAGGAAGAAAACCUGGCUCUGCGGAACAAAAUGAGGCAGCAGGAGGAGCGCCUUCUGCAGGUUGACACCAGGGCAGAGCUGUGCUCUGUGCAGGCAGAAGAGCACAAGAACAUCGUGCACAACAUGGAGGAGCAGCAGGAGAUGAUUGAGGCCUUUGGGCUUCAGAACUGCCUGAUAAAGGAGCAGCUGGCCCAGAUGCAGGACAGCUUCCAGAGGCUGAGAGAAGAGAACACCAAUAUAGUAACCACCCUGAGCUCAGAGCAGCUCAGAAACAAGGAGGUGACUUGGAAGCUGGGCCAGCUGCAGGAGGAGAUCACACAGCUCAAGGCAGUGGUGGCGCUGAAGAGCCAGGAGGCCCAGGAGCUGCAGCAGCAGAGAGACCAGCUGCUGGGCAUCCUAUGCCACAGAGCUGAGGACUGUUUACACCUGGCCUCUGAAAAACACGCUCUGCAACAUCAGCUUCUUCAGUCGUUUAAACAAGCGGUGAAUGUACAUCUGAAAGACCUGGAAGACCACAAGGCCCUGGUUAGCCUUUACGAAGACCUGAAGACCACCCAGGAGGUCCUGUCAGCUUCCAAGCUGCAGAAGCAGCAGACAUCCUCGCCUGAAGUUGUGGCACUGCCCGGGGAAGGGGAGGUGGAGGAAAGAAAACUGGAGAGUCCUCAGCCCAAUAGCACCAGUCCUGAAGACGCGAGAGGCUCAAAGGCUGCGGUGUCACAGGAAAAGGCAGAGAUUAAGGAGGCAGUGGAGGAGCUGGAAUGUCAACGCAUGCUGCUCUCUGCAGAGCACACUGCGAUCUGCCCCAAACUGGGGACAAACCUAACAGUGAGGCAUUGUGAGGAGGAGGACACACAACAGGAGGAGGAGGAAGAACAAGUGAAGGAGGAGGAGGAAGGAGUGGAGGAGGAGGAAGACAAACACAUGCAUGAGAAGGAGGAGGGGAAUGAACAAGUGGAGGAAGAUGGACAAGAGAAGGAGGAGGACAAACGAAUGGAGGAUGACAAGAAGGAGCAGGAGAAGCACGAGGAAGAGAAGGAGGAGGUGGAUAAACACGUAGAGGAGGAAGAGGAGCAGAAGAAGCAGGAGAAUGAGGAGGAGGAUGGAGUGGAGGAUGAGGAGUACUGGAACCAGGAGGGGGAGGAGGAAGUUGAACUAGUGGGAGUGGAGGAGAAGGAAGAAGGAGAGGAAAAGGAGGAGGAGGAGCUGGAAGGGGAGGAGGAAGUGGAAAUGGAGGAGGAGGAGCAAGAGGAGGAGCAAGAGGUGGAGGAGGAGGAGAACAAGGAGCAGGAGGAGGAGGAAGAGCAGCAGGAGGAGGAUGAACAUACCCCACAGCUAUUCUCAGUGAAGGGAGAGGAGCAGGAGGUGGUUCUCUGCCCUCAAGAAGACUGCAGGUCUUGUCAGGGCGAGUUUCAGGGCUCUGCACAGAGCCAUGGUGAGGAGCCCACUGUGGGAUCCCCACACUCCAAGGAUGUUGCAGCCUCAGAUGAGCAGUGUGGUCCUGCAGAGGGGAGCCCCGCACACACUGAACAGCCUCCAGUUGAAGAAGCUGUGGUCAAGUGCCCCCCAGAACCCCAGCUGCUAGAGAAUGAGAAUCUGCACAGAGCCCUGGCUUGGGCCUUCACCCCUGAGUCAGUGAUUUCUGCUUUGGAACAGCACUGAGGAGUAGGAAAACAUAGAACCCAGUGCCCUGUGCCCUCUUUCCCCCAUUCAGUCCCUGCUUCCCUGUCCCUCCUCUCCGACUCUCUUCCUGUCAUGUCUAGAGGAGUCAGAAAAACUCCACCAAUUCAUUUCUUCCUAGAGAUAUUUGAACUCCAACAAUUAUUUAAAAUAUCAAAAAAUGUGUUUAUUUCAAUAGAAAUGAAAAAAAAACCCGAGAAAAAUAUUUCAAUAAAAAAUUUAAAAGUUUUAAAA